GCUCCCGCCCUGGGAGCCGGGAGCCGGAUCUACAAUCCCGUCCCUCCCGCUUCGGCGCUUGUUGCUCGCCCGGCCCGAGCGGGAGCUGCAGCCGCCGGGCACCGAGGCUGCUUCCUUCUUCUUCUGGAGAGCCCCACCUCCCCGGGAGCCGGUUGAGGGGGAGAAACAGCCCCAGCAGGAGGGAAAGGGUGCCGUGUGAAGAAGGCAUCACUCCCCCCCUUCAAGUCUUACGCGGGGGCAAGACAUGCGCCGCUCCCCCCUGCCCAGCCUCGCAGCCGCCUGCCACUGGAGAGGAGAGACUGCGGAGCCCACACCUGCAAACUCGUCCUAGAAGUCUCAGGGUGCGGCUGGGGACCCCUCCCAAUUCCCCUCGGCCUCCACCUCUCCGCGGGUGGUCUCAGCCCCGGUCCGGGGACCUGUGCCAAUGACCCUAGUGGUGGUUUCGCUUUCUCCUCUUUCGGCGGUGUGAACGUGUGUUCACGGCGUGAUGGGCAACCAGGUGGAGAAACUGACCCACCUAAGUUAUAAGGAAGUUCCCACUGCCGACCCGACUGGAGUGGACCGGGAUGACGGGCCCCGAAUCGGAGUCUCCUACAUCUUCUCCAAUGACGACGAGGACGUGGAGCCCCAGCCGCCGCCCCAGGGCCUGGAUGGCGGUGGCGGCGGUUUGCCCGACAGCGGGGACGGGCCGCCCCUGCCCCCGCCACAGCCCUAUGACCCGCGGCUGCACGAGGUGGAGUGCUCUGUGUUCUACCGCGACGAGUGUAUCUACCAGAAAAGCUUCGCUCCAGGCUCCGCCGCCCUGAGCACCUACACGCCAGAGAACCUGCUCAACAAGUGCAGGCCUGGCGACCUGGUGGAGUUUGUGUCGCAGGCGCAGUACCCGCACUGGGCUGUUUACGUGGGCAAUUUCCAGGUGGUGCAUUUGCACCGGCUGGAGGUGAGCAACAGCUUCCUGACGGACGCCAGCCAGGGCCGGCGCGGCCGCGUGGUGAAUGAUCUGUACCGCUACAAGCCGCUGAGCCCCAGCGCGGUGGUUCGCAACGCGCUGGCGCACGUGGGCGCCAAGGAGCGCGAGCUGAGCUGGCGCAACUCUGAGAGCUUCGCCGCCUGGUGCCGCUACGGCAAGCGUGAGUUCAAAAUCGGUGGGGAGCUGCGCAUUGGCAAGCAGCCUUACCGGCUGCAGAUCCAGCUCUCUGCGCAGCGCAGCCACACACUCGAAUUUCAGAGCCUGGAGGACCUGAUCAUGGAGAAACGGCGCAACGACCAGAUAGGGCGCGCCGCGGUGCUACAGGAGCUGGCCACGCACCUGCACCCUGCGGAGCCGGACGAGGGCGACAGCGACGCCGCGCGGACUACGCCGCCUCCCGGGCGCCCCCAGGCGCCGGGCCAAGAGGAGGAGGACCGAGAGGCGGUGGUGCACUGACAGGCGAGCUGAGUGCGGAGCUGCGUGAGGGAGCCUUUGCAGCAGCCGCUGCCCCCUCCCUUCUCUCCCUCCCUCCUCCACCAUCUUCUGGGUCCCAACUGGGCUCCUGGGCCAUUUGGAAAACGGAGAGUUGGCGAAAAGCGCUGCCAGCUGUGGCUUGAGUUUGUUAUCUUGGACGGAGGAGGAAGAGGGAGCAGGUAGGAGCAUUUUGGCUGGGGGCGCUUCUUGGCUUCUUGCCUGCCCGUUCAAUCUGUCUUCCUUUCCGAGGUGAGGCAAAUUUUGGACUUGCCAGAUACUAAGUACCUGCCGGACAUGGGUCCAAAAAUCGCCCCUUCUUAUGCACGCAGGGUUGGAGCAAAGUUCUGAGUACCAGUAUCUGCCAUUGCCUUCUGCCCGCUUCCCCUCCUACCCUAGACUUGGAGGAUACACUGUACCAAGGCCAGAGCAAGUUUGUGGUGGUGCUAACCCCAAGGAGCAGUGUGAGGGAACUGGGAAGUUGGGAUGAUUUAUGUUAUGGUUUUCCUGGGGUGCAGGGCUGGUGGAACCAGGACCCAUCUAGGAACAGCAGACUGAAACAAAGGAGCCCCCUGUGAAGUGUAACAAAUGGUUGAGUAAUCUUGGGCUGCAAAACAAAGACUUUGCUACCUCCCCCCUUUCCAUCCCUGAGCGGUUUGUCUUACGAAGUUGGCCUCCUGCAUCGCAGGCCAGCCACUUCCCAGGUUACAAGUAAAUCCUUGCCACAGGCCUGUUAAGGGAAGGAUUCAUUUUUGCUUCUGAUCUGUCGCCUUUGUUUUCCUCGCCCACUGUUGUAGGUUGUAGGCACUUACAGCUGCGUUAUUAGUUCUAAGAGGGAAUAGGCCUUUGUGUCUCUGAUCUAAUGAAACUUGCUUGACCAUGUUCAUCCACAGGUCACACUGUGAGGCUGGCUGCUGCCACCGCAUAAAGUAUCCACUACAGAAACAGCCAAACAGGGUUGCCCUGGCAGGAAUUUGUCAAUUUCCUGUUCCUUCCCUGACCUAAUCCCCUUCCCGAAUAGUGAAAGUACCUUUUUUUUUCUUUUUUUUUUAAUUUUUAAGUGUAAGGCUUUGGUGGUGGUCUUCCAACUUUUUUCCCCCUCACUGCCCCAUCUCCGUGGCUCUCACUCUCACUUUUCUGCUGGUGGUGAAAUCUUAGGCUUGAGGCAUAUUUCAGUGACAAAGUUGUUUUGCUAGCCACACUCAAUGUGAUUUAAUUCAAGUUGUAAAGUCUUGUUAUAUUGCUGCAGUCUCCUUGUUGCUUGGAGAGCACUCCUUCAGAAUGCUCUCAAUGAAGAGCGGUGACAACAGUCACAAAUAAAUGCCACCUGGUGUAGUCAGUACCAAAUCUGGUGAAGGUCCUUAAAGCCUAGGUUGGUGAUUGUGGGAUGUGUCUGAAGCAGGCUGGCUGAUUCUGUGUGGAUCUGCUGCUGUGUUUGCUUUACUGUGAGACUCUAAAAAUGUGUCCAAUUUGUCCUUUGUUUUCAUGUGUGCUCUUUGAUGAUGUGUGCCCUUGAUCUCAGAAUCCUCUGCUGUUCAAUGGCACUGCUAAUGCUGUCUCAAAAGUUGAGUGAAGUUUUUUCUUUCUCUUGGGAAUUGUUUUGAAUUACAGUGAACAAGUCAUUUCAUGACCCACUUACAGUUGGAGUAGAAUCACACUUGAGUGGUCUAUAGCAGUGGUCAUCCUUGGGCCUCCUGCUUGGGGAGCUUUAAAUCAAGGCGACAAGACUUGAAAGAUUUCCUUGUAUACUUACUUUUUCAAACAUGGGACAUUGAGGCCAUAAUUUUUAAAAGCUUAAACCUUCAUCAUAACAUGAAAUGAUUUAAUUCCAAGGGCAUUAGCUAUGUUCCGUUUUCCCAGGACCCCCACACAGGUCCUAUUGCUUUAACUGUUAAAGCUGAACAACCCUCAGCCCUGGUCUGGGACUUUGGAGAAACGUCAGUCUUCCGUUGGAAAUGUUGAUCUAGAUUUCUUGUUUAAUAAUCUCACAGCUUUAUAUUUCUGUUCUUUUGCUUCUGGAAAAGUGGAAUGGGAUAAACAUGAGUAAAGAUACUUAGGAGAGCUUACUAGAUUUGGAAUUUUUUUUAUGUUUAACACAGUCAAAUGAAAGUUGAAUGUAAAUGGCCAUUGUGCAGACAGCAGGAGAGAACAGAGCAGCACUGUCUAGCAGUUUUGGGCUAGCCAGCCAGCUCUCUUUUCCACUCCCCCAUCUCUGUCUCCUGCCUUCACCCUUCAAUGGAAAGCGAAUGUGAUCGGAGUUCACAUUGUGGCUUAGCAGAAAUGAACCCAACUAGUAUCCAUGAGGAUGUGGGUUUGAUCCUGGCCUCGCUCAGUGCGUUAAGGAUCUGG
This is a messenger RNA of Phacochoerus africanus (Common warthog), 3790 nucleotides long. It is a transcript of the gene LRATD2, whose product is annotated as LRAT domain containing 2. The coding region runs from base 488 to 1426 and encodes 312 amino acids. The record is from RefSeq and is a predicted model, not a curated record. The transcript is spliced from 2 exons. Lineage: Eukaryota; Metazoa; Chordata; Mammalia; Artiodactyla; Suidae.